Aegilops tauschii subsp. strangulata is the source of this 2716-nucleotide messenger RNA. RefSeq lists its product as uncharacterized. NCBI's taxonomy places the organism in Eukaryota, Viridiplantae, Streptophyta, Magnoliopsida, Poales, Poaceae. The record is from RefSeq and is a predicted model, not a curated record.
CUCUUCUCCCUCGCGGCGCCUCCCCCCUCCUCCCCCCACCUCGCCGUCGCCGUCGCCGGCGCCGGCGCCGGAGGCACCCGCCGCGCGUGCCCGUGCCCGCUCCGCUCGCUCCGCGGAAGGGAGAUCGACCGAAUUGGCCGGCAGAUGGGGAAGGCGAACGGCGUCGGCGUCGCCGUCGACGCGGAUGUGUCGGCGGUGGGGGCGCUGGUGUGGGUGCGCCGCCCCAACGGGUCGUGGUGGCCCGGCAGGGUGGCCUCGCGCCUGGAGCUCCCCGACGGCUGCCCCGCGCCGCCCCGCUCGCCGGCCACCCCCAUCCUGCUCCUCGGCCGCCGCGACGGCCCCGCCUUCGUCGAGUGGUGCAACCUGGAGAGGAGCAAGCGCGUGAAGCCCUUCCGAUGCGGGGAGGCGGACCUGGACGACCUCAUCCGCAGGGCCGAGGAGCAGGCGGCGCGCCGCCGCAGGGCCAGCGCCGCCAGGAACGCCCGCAAGGAGGACGCCGUGCUCCAGGCCCUCGACAUCGAGCGGGCCCGCCUCCGCCUCCGCCCCAGGCCACCGCCCCCCACCGCCUCCUGCCCGCCGCCGCCGCCGCCCAGGAAGCGCAAGACGCCCAACGACUCCGAGGACGACGCGCCCGCCGCCAGGCGCAUGAGGGACCUCACCGACAUCGGAUCCCCCCCGAAGCCCACCACCGGCCAGAUGACAAGGAGCAGGCAGGCCCACCACGAUGCCGCCGCCGCCGCUGCCGCCAAGAGGAGCAAGGUGCCUCCUACCGUGGACCAGGUGGACAACAACCUGCCCUGCGGGGCCUUGAGGAAGAAGGACAGGUCCCGCCCGCUCUCAGAGCUCUGCAAUGGGGUCAAGCCCAGCAAUGGCUUGGAUACUUCGCUGGAUAAGUUCAAGCCGGAGCAAACAAAUGGUGUCAACGGAGCCUCCUGCGCCCCGAGGCCACUCGACCAUGCGUUCGCCCGUGGUCCUGGGGAUCAACCUGUCGAUGCCCCCAUCGCCGCCGCCGCAAGCAUCUUGAAAGCCGAUCAUUUGCACGCCCACCAACCAUGUGCCCCAACGAAGGCUCCUCCUACCUGGGAAUGCACCAAGCGGGCUCCGAACUGCAGCAAAGAUGGCAUGUCUUCGCAAUGUGACAGCAGAAAUCCAAAGAAGAAAACCACGAGCUCUGCUGGCCAUGAGGGCGGCGGCAGGACCAGGAAGGGAAGGACAGCGAAGCACAAAGCAGCGCCAAUCAACGAGGUUAUCCUUUUGAAGAGAAGGACGGCGAAGAGUGCCGCCACACCUGAUGAGGAUGAUAAAAGCCUUGUUGUGAUGCUUCCUGACGCUCUCGUCCAUGCGGCUCUGCGGCAGCGGUCUGAAAUCAAGUGCGAGCCUGAAGAGCCCUCUGGAACUAUUGGCAGGCAUCAUUCAAACGGCAAGACCGGUUCAGUGCCACCUGUGGUGUCGGAGCCGGCGCCGCCCCAGCGCAGAGAUCUGAGGUGCCAUGUUGCUGUGAAGCCAACCAAGACCCUGCAGCUGAACCCGUCCCUGUACGACGUGGAAAUAAGCAGCGGGCCGGGAUGCAGCGGGGGCAGCAAGGGGCGGUACGUGCCCCUCGUGUCCCUGAUGAGCAGGUCGAGCAGGAGGCCCGUGGUUGGGUACCCGAUGUCCGUGGAGGUGCUGGAUGCCGCCCGCUGCCACCCUCCUGCCCCUAGCGUCGACGGUGUACGGGACGCCGUGCGCUGCCACCCUCCUGCCCCGAGCGUCGACGGUGUACGGGACGCCGUGCGCUGCCACCCUCCUGCCCCGAGCGUCGCCGGGGUGCUGGACGCCACAUGCGGCCACCCACCUGCCCCAAGCGUCAACGGGGUGCCGGACGCCGCGCGCCGUCACCCUCCCGCCCCGAGCGUUGGUGGGGUACGGGACGCCGCGCGGCGCCACCCUCCCGCCCCGGGCGUCGGCGGCGUCGACCACCCUCCCUCCACGAGCAGCGGCGCCCACAGGCUAGUGAAGGUGAAGGAGGAGGUGGACGAGGAAGCCCCGCAGCGUGCUGUGCCGGCGUCGGCGCAGAGGGCGCGGGCGAGGCGCACCCGCCGGAAGGCCUCGGAGGACGAGCUGUGGCGGCCGCACAGCAAGGAGGAGGAGGUAGGUGCGGCCCCGCGGCCGGUGCGGGCGAGGAGGAGCGUGCGCAGGAAGGCAGCAUCGGAGGAUGAGUCGUGGCGGCCGCACAGCAAGAAGCUGCCGGCGGCGGCGGUGUCGUCCCCAAGGAAGAUGCGGAGGCUGUCAUCCCUGGGCGCAACGAGCCAGCGAGGAGGGGGCGAUGAGGCGAGGAGGAGGAGUAAGGGGCCAGGGGCAGGGGCAGGGGCGGGGACGGGGACGGGGCAGCUGGUGGUGGCGUGCGUGCCGGUGCGCGUGGUGUUCAGCCGGAUCAAGGAGGCGCUGGUGAGCCAGCCGCUCAAGUUGAAAUCCAAAUGAAAUGAGGCGUUGGUUGGCUGGCUGUAAAUGAAAGUCAAAAUGUCUUCUUGUGUGCUGCUGCUCCCAGCCAUGUAUGUGUUGUGUAUGUACAUGUGCUGUUUCUGUGUGUCUGCUCUAACUCUAGAAGAUGAAGAUGAAGAUGAUGAGAUGAUGAUUCAGAUUGAGUCUGUCUGGUCUUUUGAAUAACUAACUAAACCAAUGUAAUGUGAUGUUAGGAGGAGGAUGAUGGGCAAAGCAAAGCAGCAGAGCAUAUAUA